Molecule: messenger RNA, 1488 nt
Organism: Phragmites australis (common reed)
Lineage: Eukaryota; Viridiplantae; Streptophyta; Magnoliopsida; Poales; Poaceae
Product: probable carboxylesterase 2
Exons: 1
Coding region: 157-1203 (348 amino acids)
Molecular function (GO): hydrolase activity
Source: RefSeq, a predicted model, not a curated record
CAAUUCUAGUGCGCGCGCACUCGCGGCCCCAUCUUGCCGGCCGCAUCGGUGGCUCGAUCGGUGCAUAUAAGCGCGCGCUCCGCGGGCGGCAUCUGCACCGUGCACAUCCGCGUGCAGCACAGUGCGGGUCACUCGCUGCCACAGCCACCGCGCCUCAUGGCUUCCCCUGUCCUGUUCGCCGUGCUGCUCGUCGCGCUCUGCUCAGUUUUCGGAGCAGGGGAGGCGAGGGAAGAGGUGGAAGCAUCGGCAUUCCGGAGCCGGGCCACGGACCCGAACAUGCAGGUCAAGUUCGAUUUCACGCCGUUCCUCAUCCAGUACAAGAGCGGCCGCGUGCAGCGGCUCAUGGGCACGACAAUCGUCCCUCCGUCCCUGGACGCGCGCACCGGGGUCUCAUCCAAGGACGUCGUCGUCGACCAGAGCACCGGGCUCGCGGUGCGGCUCUACCGGCCUAGCCGCCGUGGCGUUGCCUCGGCCGGCGGCAGGCUCCCCGUGCUUAUAUACUUCCACGGCGGCGCGUUCGUCGUGGGGUCGGCGUUUGAUCCCGUGUACCAUAACUACCUCAACGUGCUGACGGCCAAGGCCGGCGUCAUUGCCGUGUCGGUGAACUACCACCUCGCGCCGGAGCACCCGCUACCCGCCGCUUACGACGACUCGUGGACGGCGCUCAAGUGGGUGCUCGAGAACGCGCGGCACGGCGGGGACCCUUGGCUCUCCAAGCACGGGGAAAUGUCCCGCCUGUUCCUCGCCGGCGACAGUGCCGGCGGCAACAUCGCGCACAACCUGGCCAUGCGAGUGGGCCAGCAACAGCACGGCGUGGGGGGCAGCGCGAGGAUCAAGGGCGUGGCACUGCUGGACCCGUACUUCCUGGGCCAGUACGUCGACCCGGCGGCGGCGAGGGCGUGGGGUUUCAUCUGCGCGGGGCGGUACGGUAUGGACCACCCGUACGUGAACCCGACGGCACUGCCGCCGCCGGCGUGGCGCCAGCUCGCGUCCGCGCGCGUGCUGAUGACGGUGUCGGACCAGGACGGCCUCAGCCCGUGGCAGCGCGCGUACGUGGACGCGCUCCGGGGCAGCGGGUGGGGCGGGCAGGCGCAGCUGUACGUGACGCCCGGCGAGGGUCACUGCUACUUCCUCAACAACCUCGCGUCGCCUAAGGCCGCCAGGCAUAUGGCCACGCUCGCUGCGUUCGUUAACAGCAGCUAGCCGACGAUCUCUCAUCGAUCGGCAACGUGGUACUCCGAUCAGUCAGUGCUCUGCAGCCAUCUGCUGUGAUAACCUUAUAAUAUACUACAUAGCAUAUAUUACUGUACAAGCCAGUGUCCGUGACCAGAGAUGUGCUUAGCAAUUACGUACUUUUUCUUCUUUCUUCUUCGAGUAGAAUUAUUUGUAACUGCAGUGCCGGUGAAUGCAUACUUCGGUUUCUCACUAGAACUUGGGAACGGAAAGGUAUAAGGGUGCUGCUAAAAAAGAGACGCCUGUUUUUUUUAA